AUGGUGUCCGUCCACGAGGAGGAAGCUUUUAGAAAGGGCACCCUUCAAGGACAAGCACUUUCACCUCGACAAAGGGAGCAGAUGCUGAGCAAAUACCUACCGAAAGAGCCGAUCAACAAACCAAAGACAAGUCGGAGAAAUGAUGGCCCACGAUUCCACCACCGCCAACGAGUCCGUCCGGCCAUGCGCCAUAUCCUCCAUGUACUGGUCUUCAACAUCAUCCAUAUCUUCUUCUCGAUAUACGUGCGGUCACGGCAGAUAUACCACGCCCUGCUCGAUCGCGCACUCGCGGUCGUCUACUAUCACCAUCGAACCCCGGAGCUCAUCAAACGGGAUGUCAAGUCCUUGAGCAAGGUUCCGCAGCAUCUGAGUGUGAUAUUGGAGCUGCAGCCAGAGGGAGGAAAGAAAGAUGGACUCGAGACACUGUUGAACGACGCAUGCGAGUUGGCGGCUUGGAGUGCAAGCGCAGGCGUGCCGAUGCUGAGCAUCUACGAGCGGACAGGCAUCCUCAAAUCCUCCCUCCCACACCUCCACCGCCGCAUAAGCCGCACCCUGACCUCCUACUACGGCGCCUCCUCUCCCUCCAAACCGACCAUCUCCCUCCGCUCCCCGAAUCUCCCCUCCUAUAGCCCUCCCACCUCUCCAGACCUCAACCCGACCUCCUCCGCCGACGAGCCCUCAACCCACCACCUCACAAUCCUCCUCCUCGACGCCUCCGACGGCCGCCAAACUCUCGUCGACCUAACGAAGACCCUCGCGGAAAUGUCUCAACGCAAUAAGCUUCGCCCCGCAGAUGUCUCCGCCGAGCUGAUCGAUGCCGAGAUAUCGGAAAGCGUAAUGGGCGAGCCGGACUUGCUCAUUGUGUUUGGCGGACGGGUGGUAUUGCAGGGGUACCCGCCGUGGCAGGUGCGGUUGACGGAGAUUUACUAUGCGCAGGAUAACGUGGGUGGAGUUGGAUAUCAGAUUUUCUUGAAGGCUCUGUUCAAGUAUGCAAAGGCGGAGUUUAGAUUCGGGCGAUAG
This is a messenger RNA of Zymoseptoria tritici IPO323, 1020 nucleotides long. RefSeq lists its product as uncharacterized. The transcript has 2 exons. Gene Ontology annotation, molecular function: ditrans,polycis-polyprenyl diphosphate synthase [(2E,6E)-farnesyl diphosphate specific] activity. Gene Ontology annotation, cellular component: dehydrodolichyl diphosphate synthase complex; endoplasmic reticulum membrane. The record is from RefSeq and is a predicted model, not a curated record. Bases 1 to 1020 code for a protein of 339 amino acids. Lineage: Eukaryota; Fungi; Ascomycota; Dothideomycetes; Mycosphaerellales; Mycosphaerellaceae.